AUGGUGCUGCUCACGCCAUCUCUCGGCGCAUUGCAAAACUUGCUCGGUGUCUGUGAGAGGUAUGCAGUGGACCAUGGGCUCAGAUACAAUGCUAAGAAGAGUGAAUUCCUAAUCUUUAAGGCAGGUGCUAAGACGUACGAGGUUGUGCCACCAAUUGCUCUAUGUGGCACUCAUUUGAACCGAGUGAAGCAUUUUAAGUAUCUGGGCCACUGGGUCACUGAGGACCUCUCGGACAAUAUGGACAUAGAGAGGGAGAGGAGGGCGUUGUCCGUUCGCUGCAACAUGUUGGCUCGGAGAUUUGCAAAGUGUACUAGAGAAGUAAAGCUAACGCUAUUUAGGGCAUACUGCCAGUGCUUUUACACCUGCAAUCUCUGGGUCAAUUAUGCCCAGAGGACGUACAGCGCACUCCGUGUGCAAUAUAAUAACGCAUUUAGAGCGUUGCUGGGGCUGCAUCCGAGGUGCAGUGCUUCGGGCAUGUUUACGGAGGCGGGAAUUGAUGGCUUUCAUGCGAUCAUGAGGAAGCGCUGCGCCUCAUUGUUAGAAAGGAUGCGCGGGAGCCCUAGCAGCCUUCUAAAGGUGUUUGCCGAUAGGUGGGAUUCACCCAUGCAAAAACGAUGGAUCGGACUUCACUCGACGUUUGUAAAUUUUAAUUGGUAA
Cydia strobilella is the source of this 657-nucleotide messenger RNA. RefSeq lists its product as uncharacterized. The coding region runs from base 1 to 657 and encodes 218 amino acids. The transcript has a single exon. NCBI's taxonomy places the organism in Eukaryota, Metazoa, Arthropoda, Insecta, Lepidoptera, Tortricidae. The record is from RefSeq and is a predicted model, not a curated record.